AUGUCCUCCAUCAAGCUUAAAGUAUUCAACCCUUCUCUGUCCUACAGGUUUGGGUGUCCUGGUCCAGGUUUGUUCCAGUGUACUUUUACUGGAAUGGUGUUUGUUUUGACUCAAGAGGCAGAGCUGCUGUACAGGACCGUCCAAUGGGACGAGAGCCUCCUCCAAUCAGCUGGAAAGACGCCUGCAGGGCUGCUUUUCGAUAUCAAGUGUUCAGAGGAUGCUGCUCUCUGUCAUCUCCACCUCCCACACUGUGAAAUGGAUGUGGAUGGUCUUCUGCCUCAUGGUCUGUUGUCUGUCGUCCACAUCACUGAUGAUGGAAUGAGCAUCCUGGAGCCGCUGCAGAUUACAGACACUCAUGUCAUUGUGGAAGUGCCUCACCUCUCCAUCUUUGGCCUGAUCUGGAACAUUAUGAGGUUGUGGACGAAACCAGUUAGUGGCCAAGUUCUGCUGUUCCUCGGACCACCAAACCCAGAGACAGAAAUACAAAAACUGAAUGUGAUUCUCCUGCCAUGCAACAUCAGUCUGGAUGAGGUCAGGAAACAACAGCGGAAUUAUCAAUACAUCAUGGCCACUUCCACAUGUGAACUUUUCAAAGGCGAAAGUUACACUGUUCACUGUCCUGAGGCCAUCAAAAUACAGCCAAAGAAAGCACAUUUUGUCCUGGAGUUUGGACCAAAUUACCACCCUACGUUUGAGAUCCGCCUGCCUACAAACACAAAAGAAGUGACAUUAACGGUCCGAGACCAGAGACAGAGGGAGGUCUGGGAGCAUGACGUUGAUCUGAUUGAUCCGGCCCUACGUGUAGAAAAUCCUCAGAGUGGUUCAUCAGAGAGCAGCUUGUUAUCAGUUCGGUCAGAGUUUGUCAGAUCAGUGACUGAACCUGUUCUGAACCAGCUGCUGGAUAAACUUCUAGAACGGGAAAUUAUAAAUCAAGAAGAAAUGGAUUCAGCCAGAACCAGCAGCAGGGCUGACAAUGCUCGAACUGUGAUUGACAUGGUACGAAACAAAGGAACACAAGCCAGUUCCUCCCUGAUUGAGGACUUGAGGACAUUGGAUCCAACCCUUUCCAACAAGCUAAAGUUGAGCUAAAGUAGAAAUGAGACUCCUGGACUGGAUCAGUUUGACCUAACUGAUAACAAUUAUGACGUUAUGAAUACAUUAAAAUCAAAGAACAGCUUGAAGGUUCAGACUUGAGAAUUAGGGUUAGGUUCGUAGCUAGGGAAUGCAUAUUGUCAAUGACGGUGUGUGUAUGUUUUUUUAAAUGUAUUUUAUAAACUGAAUUAAUAUAAAAUAAUAGUUAUAAUGCUUCAUAUUUAUACCCACCCUAUAUAUAUAUGCAUUA
Molecule: messenger RNA, 1342 nt
Organism: Morone saxatilis (striped sea-bass)
Lineage: Eukaryota; Metazoa; Chordata; Actinopteri; Moronidae
Product: caspase recruitment domain-containing protein 8-like
Exons: 6
Coding region: 1-1089 (362 amino acids)
Biological process (GO): regulation of apoptotic process
Source: RefSeq, a predicted model, not a curated record